Molecule: messenger RNA, 6526 nt
Organism: Colossoma macropomum (tambaqui)
Lineage: Eukaryota; Metazoa; Chordata; Actinopteri; Characiformes; Serrasalmidae
Gene: trak2
Product: trafficking protein, kinesin binding 2
Exons: 16
Coding region: 602-3349 (915 amino acids)
Biological process (GO): neurogenesis; anterograde axonal transport of mitochondrion
Cellular component (GO): dendrite
Molecular function (GO): GABA receptor binding
Source: RefSeq, a predicted model, not a curated record
CAAUAACAGUCACAUUACAGAUGGGUUCACCAGGUCACUUCCAGUAGUUUCUUCAGUGGAGUUUAAAGGUUAAACCAUGUUUCUCACCAGUAAUAAGUCACUGAUUACUGUCUGGAUUCCCAGUGUGGAGAUUCUGAGCCGGCUUUGCUUUGUGGAACUCAUAGUUGAGCAGCUGUGUGGAGUCCAGGCUUUAGAGAAAAGAGGAGGCGCUGAGUUUGGAUGUGCUGGGUGUUGGAGUUCGGGAGAGGAGUCGUUUAGAGGUUACUGGAGGACAGUUGGGGGGGGGUGGCGCUCUAGCUGUGGUUAUGUUAUGUAAAAGAUGGUGUUUGAGUUAAUGUCAGUGUUGUGUAGGUGUAAAAUGUGAAGGUUCUAAAAGCAGCACUGUUAGGAAGAGGAGGAAGUCCAGACUCAGCAGGCUGUUUGAGUGGUUUGUGUAGUUAUGCUCCCAUUAAAUGAUGAUGUCACAGACCAUCUCCUCACCUCAGGUGCUCUUUGGUGAGGGACAGUGACUGCAGCUUUUCUGGCUCUGGAGCCCUCCUCCCUCUCCCACCCUGGCUCCCACAGCCUCUCCAAAGUCCUCAGUGCUGACCGGGUGGAGCAGAUGACCAAAACCUACAAUGACAUAGACGUUGUCACUCACCUGUUAGCUGAGCGAGAUCGGGAUCUGGAGCUGGCUGCUCGGAUUGGUCAGUCUCUGUUGCAGAGGAACCAUGUGCUGCAGGAACGCAGUGAGAAUUUGGAGGAACAGCUAACGCAGGCUCUAGAUCAGGUGCACCAGCUGCAGCAUGAGUUGUGUAAGAAGGAUGAGUUGUUGCGGAUGGUGGCGAGUGCGAGUGAGGAGAGCGAGACGGACUCCAGCUGCUCCACCCCACUGCGCCCCCCACCGCCUGCAGGGAGCGCUCUCGCACUCAGCCAGCUGGAGGUGCUGCAGAGCAAACUGCAGGAGCUGGAGGAGGAGAACCUGGUGCUGCGGCAGGAGGCCAGUCACCUGAAGAAGGAAACCAUCACAUACGAGGAGAAAGAGCAGCAGCUGGUCAGCGACUGCGUCAAAGAGCUACGUGAGUCGAACAGUCAGAUGGUCACUCUGACUGAGGAACUUUCUCAGAAGAAUGAGGAUCUGCUGAGACAUCAGGAGGAAAUCGCCCAGUUACUGUCGCAGAUAGUGGAGCUCCAGCACCGGGUCAAAGAGUUGGCACUGGAGAAAGAGGAGCUAAGGAUUCAUCUACAAGCCUCGAAGGAUGCCCAGCGGCAACUAACUGCUGAGCUGAAGGAGCUGUCAGACAGGAAUGCGGAGUGUGUAGCGAUGCUGCAUGAGUCUCAGGAGGAGAUUAAAGAGCUGCGCAGUAAACACACCCCAUCAUCCGGGCUGCGCAGACACCUGUCGUACGGACACUACCCUAUGGACUCUCUGGCGGCGGAGAUUGAGGGCACUAUGAGGCGAGAGCUGAGUGUGGAGGAGGAGGUGGCCUUUCAGGAUCAGAGGUCCACCCAUAAGCGUGUGUUCCAGACGGUACGGAGUGUGAAUGAGACAGUGGUGCGAGCAGCUGCAGCGGCGCCCCCUAUUCCCGGCUCAGGACACUGCAGUGUAGUGAUGACCGCACAGCCCUUCUGUUCUCAAACACACACACCGCAGGAGGCAGACACACAGCCAGACUCUACCAAGUGUGAUUCUCGUCUAGGUCAGCCGGGCUGUCCAGGAGGAAGUGACCUCGUCUCCGCGCUGCACCGUCUCUCUCUGCGCAGACAGAACUUCCUGUGUGAGCGGCAGUAUUUCCAGGCCGAGCGGGACAGGAAACUGCAGGAGCUGGCAGGGGUGGAGUCUGAGGGGGGUGGGAGUGGCUGCAGUUCACCAAUGGGAAGCGUUCUGUCCUCCUUCACCAACCUAUCAGAGUUCUCCGUUUCCUCCAGCUGCUUCAAAACCUUCCUGCCAGAAAAACUGCAGAUAGUCAAACCGAUGGAAGGCUCUCUGACUCUGCAUCACUGGCAGCAGCUGGCGAAGCCCCAUUUGGCUACUAUCCUGGACCCCCACCCUGGUGUGGUCACCAAAGGCUUCCGUCCACUGCCACACGACACCGUGUACCGUCUGACAGAUGUGGAAGAGGACGAGGAACACGAGAGAGCUCCUUGGGAGGACAGGAGAGAGAGAAGAGGGACAGGAGAUGAGAGGAGGAGGAGAGACGAGGAGGAGGAGGAUGAGGAAGAGGAAGAAGAGGAGGAAGAGGAGGGAGGGAUUACCUUCAAUGUCCAGUCAUCCUCCACUCCAGAGGAGAAGAAAGAGAGGAGAAGUGUCCUCACGCCACUGAAAGUUCCACCCCAUUCUCCGUCUCUGAGAGGCUCUCCUGUUGCAGUGGCAACCGCCAUCUCCUUAACCACGACACCUAGCCUGGUGAUGACCUCUGGCACCUUGGUAACCCCGGCACCUGCAGGGUCAUCAGCAGGGUCAACGCUUCCAAGCCUGAAUAUCAAUACAACAGCACCAUCUGCAGCAGUGAAUCCUGGGAAGUGUCAGAGCUCCACCUUCUCAACCUACACCUUCACCACCUGCAGGAUCCUGCACCCCAGUGACGUCACGCAGGUGACACCUAGCUCUGUCUGUAGUCCGUCUGUGUGUGAAUACACCCCUAGUUCCCUCCGGACUGGUCCCAGUACACCGGUCACUCCAUGCAGGCUCAGUCUGGGUGACUCUUUCCCUCCUCGUCGUCCUGCAGCUCCCCCUGGUGGUCUGGCAAAACUCCUGCUGGAGAAAGGCAUCUCAGCUCAAAGAGCUCCAGCUCCUUCCAAACUACCCAAGCCUAAGCCCCUGCGCCUCCUGCCAAAUACCCCCCCUAACUCCCCCUCCCAGUCCCCCUGCCCCUCUCCUGUCCACUUUGAGUCCAGAACCGCCCCCUCUGACAAUUUUUUAGCAUCGCGCCCUGCUGAGCUGUUCUUGCAGGAUGUUUAUGGUGUAAAACUCGGCCGCGCCCCCAGACCUGAUCUUCCUAGUCCUGACCCCGCCCCCACUGAGCAACCGUCCAGUCAUGAUCGCCACAGCGGCAAUCUUGUCGAUCGUCUACGGAAGCUGGGACUGGACAAAAAAGUGCUACGUGGAGCGGAGUCAGACGCUCAUCGCCAGGAUAACGCCACUUUCCUCGCCACAGGCGGAGGAAGCCUUUUGGAUGGAUUGAGGCGGAACCAAAGUCUCCCUGCUAUGAUUGGUCGACGAAGCACAUCUGCCUCUAGCCCCUCCCAUCCUGUCCCACCCCCACAUCCCACUUCCCUCAACUUACCUACCCCUCCUUGGGGUAACUUGAAGCCUAACCGCAGACACGCCUCGCUCUCACAGGCCCCUCCUCUUCCGUACAAACACUAAAGAAAGUGGGCGGGCCUUGGACAGUGAUUUUAAUUUGAGUAAUUGCUGUAUCCAUGCUCUGCCCACAAACGCGUUCUUUCAUAGCUACCGUUGUUAGGUGGAACAGGCUUUAUAGAGCACCAGCUAAAAUCCCAUUCAACCUAAUUAGGAAACGUAACAUAAAGCUAUGUAAAUUAUUCACAUUAAGCCAUUAUAAUGCGUCAGAUUCGCUACGUAAUGUUGAGCUUUCAUUCAAAAGCUACUGAACUAGACGCUUUUGUAGCUGAUCAAAGUAUUUGCACUCAUAGAAAAUAAAUUUCAGACUUAUAAAGCAGUCGAACUGUAGGUAUUUGAUAUUUGCUGUGCUAUAAAACUUCUUAUUAGGUUAAAUGGGAUUUUUCUGGAAAGCUUGUUUAACCUCACAGUGAUAAACGAGUGUGGGGGCGUGGCUUGGGUGUGUCAGUUUGUCUGAGUCGUGUUUGGACGCGUGGCCUGCACUGAUUAACCUGUGACUUUUCCUAAUUCAGCCCUUUUCUUGCCUCCUUAUGAACAAACAGUAAACUAUAAAGCAUCAAGAAGAUGAGACGUCUUUCUUCUGCUUGUUGUUUAAAGCACAGUUAUGUAAGUAAAUGUAGCGUCCUGUCGUGAUUAUCGUGUAUCAGUGGCGAAUAUUGAAGGCCUUGAUUAUUUAUAUAAAGGGAAAGGAGACUGCGUAAUAUUUUCUUUUAUUUUUCCUUUAAUUUCUCCAGUUUAUUCCGAUUCCUUUCACCUGUAACUUGCUUUAACCAGUGUUUUAACCUUUGCCUUAGCCUGACUCGCACAAUGUUUCUUUUAAUCUGUCCGUUUUCCUGUGAGGCUCUGCAGGCUCUGGACAGCAGGUGGAGAAAGAAGAGAGGAAGUUGAUCAGGGAUAGUGUACGUAGGGUGAAGUGAGCUUAAAGAAAGUAGGUGCAUCAUGGAGUGGAGCGGCAGCGCGAGCUGUAGGUGGGAUAGAAUGUGGAGGGUUUUGGGAAAGUUGGUGAGGGUCCCCUAAUGACACAGGUAACAUGCUUGUGCUGUAUUGAACCAUAUUUAACAGGAAUUGUCCACUUAGAUAGUCGUAUGCAAAAGUGUGGGCACCCCGGUCAAAUAACAUUUUGUUGAUUUUCUAAUUGAGAACAAGUUAAGAUGUUUACAGAGAACACACUUCUGUCCAUUUUAAUGCACAAUUACUGUUUAUUUACUGAAUUUCAUAUAUUGAGGAAAAACAUAAAAUGUGACCUGUGCAGAAGUUACAGUCUCCAAUAUGUUAGAAAUUUUACACUAAAAUGUUCAGAAACAUGCCAUAUUUAGGUUUGUUCCCUGUAGAUUAACAAUAUGGCUAAUCUAACCAGGGGUGUAUAAACAUUUGCAUAUGACUGUGUUUGAGUUUCCCUCAUUCUCUCAUUCUGAUUUCAGUGAGGAUUAGUAGUUACUAUUAUUUUAAUAAGAUUGUUUAAUGUAAUAACAUUAAAUGUAGUCAUAUUACUCAAGCUGAGCAUCGUAGCUAACAUAAAUAAACAAACAUGAAUCUUAAUGAGGUGAAAUUGUAAAUUGUAGAGUUGAGAAUCUGGUAGAUUGUAAAUUGGGGAGAGAUGAAGAUGGAGUACGAAAGUGACUUAAAGGUGAUAAAGAAAGUGAUAAAGAUUAACGAAGAAACAAGGAAGAAAUGAAAGGAUGAGCUACAGAGCCUCAGAACAGGGACUGGUCUUUCUUUCCUCUGGAGUUGGACUUGAGCCUCUGUGCUUUACUGUAAACUAGCCUGUUACGCUUUACCUUCAAACACUACUGAACCACCAGUUGUUUGAGCUAUUUUAUGAGUAAUAACUGCCAUAUCUGUCUGGUUGCUCUUAACUGUUUCCUUAUAACCGACCAGAGCUCAUUACUGACUGCAACUCCCAGCAUGCAUUUCCGCUUUCUUCUAUUGUGUCAGUUGUAAUACUGGCUGACUGGUCUUGGUGAUGCUCAGGAUUCUCUCUUUUAUGAGGGAGACGUUUUGUUUUGUUAUUAUUUUUUGCCAUGUGUGUUAUGUGGCGUUCAGGGCCAUCUGGAAGGGAUUAUAUGUUUAUGAGGAAGUAGAUAUUCUGUUCAGGUCAGUAGUGUCCGGCUGAUCAGAAAACUCACUCAUGCUUCUGUAGUUUAAACUCAAAGGGAAUCAUCGUACUUUCCUCUCACGUAUACGAGUCCCUCAUCUCCCUGACUCUUAAAGAUUAAAUAUAGGGAAUAUAAAAUCACCCAGGCUCUGCAUUUAACUCAUAUAGAACAUCACUAAACUCAUCCAGCAGUACAGUUUCAUAAGUUGCAGAACCUGCUAUUAGCGAGUGUCCAGAUGUGCUGUGUGGACCUGAUUCCUCAAAUUUUGACCCCUGAGCGAAUUAAACCAUCCCGCUUCACAUUUAGAGCACUUUUUUAUUUUAACCCACUAAACCAUGUUAUUAGACAGUUUACCCCGUAUAUACCAGUAUAAGAUUAAAGGUCUAACAUAAGUUAUAUGAAGUAUCAUUAUUUAGCACUAUUUCAUUUAGCAGAGCUUUUUAAUAUGUGUAUCAUUAGUUCUCGUUGACAGAGUUUAAAGGUUUAAAGGGGAUUUUCUUUUAAAAGCUUGUACGAACCAAAAUGAUCUGACCAGCUUUUCUGCUGGACUUUAUCAUCUUGUUUUUUUGUAAACUGAACGUAUUUGUUUGUUUGUUAAUGUAAGCGGACCUGCUUUUUUGUGCUGUUGUAAUAGCCAUAAUAGAGGAGCAGCGCUGGAUUGUGGGCCAGAAUGGAAGUGGAGGGUGAACUGUAGUAUUUUGUCAGAAAGGCUGGUGUGACGGAGAGCAGAGCAAAUAAAACUAACCUCUAUUCUAAGCUCCUGUAGAUUUGUGUUAAUUAAUUAUCAAUAUCAUUGAUGUUGAUCCAAACAGUGUAAAGAAACAAACAUAAUCGGGACGCGGCCAAAGUUUAUGACUUUAUUUACUUUAUUGAAGCCACAAGCUUCUGCGUCUCUCAUAUCAGCCUUUCUUCUGUCUCUCAGGGUUAAGGACUGGCACAUAGAGAUGAUGUCACCAUCUGUAGUUUUUGUGCCAAGCAUUGAUUAGUAUAGAGAUAGACGGCCAUUGUGUCAGUUAGCUGAUUCCCUGUUAAAACCCCCAUCAGUGCCAUUCUGUUGCUUCUUUUUUAAUAAAAUAAUCAAAAUCAA